UCUUUUACUCCAUUGGUUCUGGGGCCUGACGCUUUCCGGCGGUGUGUCAGGAAAAGCCUCUGAGCGGCCCGUGGUUCGGGAGUUGAGUGGAGGCAACCAGGGUACCCUGUGCUGAUUGGGUCCGGAACCAUGGACGUGGGUGAACUUUUAAGCUACCAGCCCAACAGGGGCACAAAACGACCCCGGGAUGAUGAGGAAGAAGAACUGAAGACACGUCGCAGGCAAACUGGUCCUCGAGAACGCGGCCGCUAUAGAGAAGAGGAGGCCACAGCAGCCGAAGACACAGAUGAUGAUAAGAAAAGGCUGCUGCAGAUUAUUGACAGGGAUGGCGAGGAAGAAGAGGAGGAGGAGGAGCCGCUGGAUGAGAGCUCAGUGAAGAAGAUGAUUCUCACAUUUGAGAAGCGAUCAUACAAAAACCAGGAGCUUCGGAUCAAGUUUCCAGACAACCCGGAGAAGUUCAUGGAAUCCGAGCUGGACCUCAAUGACAUCAUUCAGGAAAUGCACGUGGUGGCCACCAUGCCUGACCUGUACCACCUUCUCGUGGAGCUGAGUGCUGUGCAGUCACUUCUUGGCUUGCUGGGACACGAUAAUACAGAUGUGUCCAUAGCUGUGGUUGAUCUCCUCCAGGAGCUAACAGACAUAGACACCCUCCACGAGAGUGAAGAAGGAGCAGAAGUUCUCAUCGACGCCCUGGUGGACGGGCAGGUGGUCGCAUUGUUGGUGCAGAAUCUGGAGCGCCUGGAUGAGUCUGUGAGGGAGGAGGCUGAUGGCGUCCACAACACCCUAGCUAUUGUGGAGAAUAUGGCCGAGUUCCGUCCGGAGAUGUGCACAGAGGCUGCCCAGCAGGGACUCCUACAGUGGCUGUUGAAGAGGCUGAAGGCCAAGAUGCCCUUCGAUGCCAACAAGCUGUACUGUAGUGAAGUGCUAGCUAUCCUCCUCCAGGACAAUGAUGAAAACAGGGAAUUGCUGGGAGAACUGGAUGGGAUCGAUGUGCUUCUUCAGCAGUUAUCCGUAUUUAAAAGACACAACCCCAGCACCGCUGAGGAGCAGGAGAUGAUGGAGAACCUGUUCGACGCACUCUGCUCCUGCUUAAUGCUCAGCUCUAAUCGAGAGCGCUUCCUGAAGGGCGAGGGGCUGCAGCUCAUGAACCUCAUGCUCAGGGAGAAGAAGGUCUCCCGGAGCAGCGCCCUGAAAGUGCUGGACCAUGCCAUGAUUGGUCCCGAAGGCACAGACAACUGCCACAAGUUUGUUGACAUUCUUGGCUUACGGACCAUCUUUCCACUCUUCAUGAAGUCUCCUAGGAAGAUCAAGAAGGUGGGAACCACAGAGAAGGAGCAUGAAGAGCAUGUCUGUUCGAUCCUGGCUUCCCUCCUGCGCAACCUGAGAGGGCAGCAGCGGACCCGGCUUCUGAAUAAAUUUACGGAGAACGACAGUGAGAAGGUUGACAGACUAAUGGAGCUGCAUUUUAAAUAUCUAGGCGCAAUGCAGGUGGCCGACAAGAAGAUUGAAGGGGAGAAACAUGACAUAGUGCGGCGUGGGGAGAUCAUAGACAAUGACAUGGAGGAUGAGUUCUACCUGCGGCGCCUGGAUGCCGGGCUCUUCAUCCUGCAGCACAUCUGCUACAUCAUGGCGGAGAUCUGCAAUGCCAAUGUCCCUCAGAUUCGCCAGCGGGUUCACCAGAUCCUGAACAUGCGUGGCAGCUCCAUCAAGAUCGUCAGGCACAUCAUCAAGGAGUACGCAGAGAACAUUGGAGAUGGCCGGAGCCCUGAGUUCCGGGAGACCGAGCAGAAGCGUAUCCUGGCCUUGUUGGAGAACUUCUAGAAUGCUAGGGAGAGAGUGACAGCCGCCGACCCCUGGCUCCCUCCUGGAAACCAUUUUUACAGUUGUAUGGCUUGAACAAAUUAAAGCUAGUUUUGGUA
Molecule: messenger RNA, 1919 nt
Organism: Mus pahari (shrew mouse)
Lineage: Eukaryota; Metazoa; Chordata; Mammalia; Rodentia; Muridae
Gene: Ctnnbl1
Product: catenin beta like 1
Exons: 16
Coding region: 130-1821 (563 amino acids)
Cellular component (GO): spliceosomal complex
Source: RefSeq, a predicted model, not a curated record